AUGUAUCAGACCGCCGACUCAACCGUUAGUGGUGAUGAAGUGAGAUUUAAAGAUUUCAGAGAAGUGAAGGAGAACAUGCAACUCCUUGAGAAGAAGUUCCGAGCAUUGGAAGGAGACCACGCCUUUAGUUCUGCUACCAAAGAAAUGUGCCUUGUAUCUGGGUUGGUAAUUUUGACUAAGUUCAAAACUCCGGAUUUUGACAAAUACAAGGGGCAUACUUGCCCAAAGAGCCAUCUCAUCAUGUAUUACCGUAAAAUGGCUGCUCACGUGGAAGACGACAAGCUAGUGGUCCACUGUUUCCAAGAUAGCUUGAGUGGGGCUCCUUCCAAGUGGUAUUUAAGUUUGGAUCAAAGUAGGAUCAGAUGCUUCCAAGACCUAUCAGACACGUUCAUCAAACACUACAAAUACAACAUGGACAUGGCGCCCGAUAGAAGACAACUGCAAAGCAUGUUCCAGCAUGACAAAGAAUCCUUUAAGGAAUAUGCUCAGAGAUUAAGGGAAAUGGUUUCUCAAGUUGAACCACCUCUCUCCGAAAAGGAACUUGCUGAACUAUUCAUCGACACUGUCCAACCCCAAUUCUAUGAGAAGAUGAUUGGAAGUGCUUCAUUGGGAUUCUCCGAGCUUGUUGCUAUAGGAGCUCAUGUUAAGUACGCCUUAAGAAAUGGUAAACUUGUAGCUGUGGCCGGAACUUCAAGUGCCAAUCCGAAGAAGUUCUCUGGAGGGUUUCCAAAAAAGAAAGAAGGUGAAACUAAUGAUCCUAUAUAUCCCGUCCAGUACGCCCCACAACCGUACGUAGCUGCUGUGACGCCCGCAUUUAAUCAACAACUUGCUCAGGAUUAUCAACCACCUCCGGUUUAUCACCCAACUCCAGUUUAUCAACCAACUCCAGCUCAACAACGUGCUCCUGCUCCCCUGGUUUAUCAGCAAGCACCGGCAGCUCCUGCCUAUCAACAACCGAGAGCUCAAGCUCCGAGGCAAAAUGCUCAAAAUCAAAAUAAGAGACAGGGGGAUAGGGCAACCUUCAAUCCAAUUUCAAUGUCGUAUACUGAGCUUUAUCCCUCUCUGUUUCAAAAAGGUUCGGUGGUUCCUAUACCUAUGGGACCUCCACCUGAUUGUCUGCCUCCAUGGUAUAACCCUAAUGCACAUUGUCCUUUUCAUGAGGGUGCCCCCGGGCAUGACCUAGAGGGUUGCUAUGCUUUGAAGCAUAGGGUUCAUGAGCUUAUUGAUAGAAAGAUUCUAUCUUUUAGGGAUAUGGGACCAAACGUGAAGAAUAAUCCCAUUCCUCCCCAUGGAGACCCUACCGUGAAUGCGAUUGAAGAUGCCUCUGAUGGUGUUAUGGUUGAGAAGGUUGAUGAUGUUAAGACUCCUUUGGCAGCAUUCCAUGCCCGAUUGGUGGAAGCGGGCCUGAUUGAUAUUUGUCAUGACAACUGUGAAGAGUGUGCCACACACCCAAGGGGGUGCCAGAUGGUACGAGACAAUAUUCAAGACUUGAUGAACAAAGGAGGGCUUCAAAUCUCCAGUGUUGUAAAGAAUGAAGAUGUGUCAGUAAUUGAACCUUGUUUCAAUUUACCUGAAUCGGUUGAAAUCCCUUACUAUAGUAGAAGAGUGGUGCCUGCGAAUAGUCAUCCGUCACCUGUUGAGAUCUGUAUGCUUACAUCGUUUCCAUAUGAAAGCACCAAGGUUAUGCCUUGGAAAUAUGAGAUUACCGUUGUGGACAAGGUCGUUAAAGGAAGUGAAGACGGUGAAGUGACAGAAACUGCGAAUGAGGAUGUCACCAAUAUUGCAGGAAUGAGCAGAAUGACUCGUAGUGGUCGGAUUUAUACGCCUGAAUUCAAUGUGAAUCCUCAAGUGGCGGCCAAGGAAUCUACAGUGGUAGCUCCCACUAAAGAACCCGAAGUGGUCCCUGUUGAAUUCUUGAAGUUGAUCAAGAUAAGUGAUUACAAAGUUAUGGAUCAGCUGCAUCAGACACCAUCUAAGAUUUCUAUUUUGUCUCUGCUAUUGAACUCCCAAGCCCAUAGGGAGGCUUUGCUGAAGGUGCUUGCCCAAGCUCAUAUAACACAAAGCAUAACAUUAGACCAGUUUGAUGGGGUGGUCGCAAACAUCACAACUUGCAAUACUUUAAGCUUCAGUGGAGAGGAAUUACCUGAAGAUGGACAAAACCACAAUCGUGCUCUCCAUAUCUCAGUAAAGUGCAAAGAUGAUGCUUUGGCAAGAGUCUUGGUGGAUAUCAGAUCUUCUUUAAAUGUGAUGCCAAAGAGAACACUCGCCAAGUUAUCUUAUCAAGGACCAGCUAUGAAGCCCAGUGCCUUGAUAAUGAAAGCUUUUGAUGGUUCCAGGAGAACCGUAAUUGGAGAGGUGGAAUUGCCCAUAUUUAUUGGCCCUCAUAUAUUCCCGAUUCAUUUCCAAGUCAUGGAUAUUAAUCCUGUGUAUAACUGCUUAUUGGGGCGUCCCUGGAUUCAUGCUGCAGGGGAAGUUACCUCCACUUUACAUCAGAAACUGAAGUUUGUAAUGGACAAUCAACUGAUCAUCAUUUCUGGAGAGGAAGACUUUGUGGUUAGUCACCUUUCAUCCUUCAGGUAUAUCGAGGCUGAUGAGGACGCUUUGGAAACUUCUUUCCAAGCUCUUGAAAUAGCCAAUGCCAAUUUUGUGGAGAUGAAGGACCUUGUUGGGAAAGCUUGUUCAUCUUUCGCUUCUCUGAAAAGCGCAAAGUCUAGCAUUGAAGGAGGAAACCCUGAAGGUUGGGGCCAGGUUAUUGAUGUUCGUGAAAAGCAUGAUCAUUUCGGUCUGGGAUAUGUGCCUUCCGCCGCAAAAGAAGCAUGGGUCCAUGCAAAGGACAAAACCCGAAGCAUCCAGGAAGUAUUCCUCAGUAUAAGAUUUAUCCAUGAAGAUCAGGUCAACGCAAUUGAAGACAACACCGAAGAUGAAGAUGAGUCAUGUUUGGUUUACCAAAGUGAGACAGCUUUGAACAAUUGGAAGGCGGUUGAGAUCCCUGAAAUUUUUCCUUUGUCAAAGUAA
This is a messenger RNA of Lathyrus oleraceus (garden pea), 3015 nucleotides long. RefSeq lists its product as uncharacterized. The coding region runs from base 1 to 3015 and encodes 1004 amino acids. The record is from RefSeq and is a predicted model, not a curated record. The transcript is spliced from 2 exons. Lineage: Eukaryota; Viridiplantae; Streptophyta; Magnoliopsida; Fabales; Fabaceae.